AUGUCAUUAUCAGAUUCACCAAAUCAUGACAUUUAUGACAGACAUUUCCAAAAAAUAGAGAAAUUAACAGGCUCAAUAUCGAAGAGUAUAAGAUUAUCAACCGGUGAGUUGAUAUUUAUAGUAUCGUUUAUCGCUAAUUUCUUCUUGGGAAAAUUGAUCCAUAUAACUGCACAGCAUGAAGAGGUAUAUAACUACUACAAUAACAAGCGUAAUUUGUUUAACCAGUUGUUUGUUAAAAAGGGGUGGGGCUGGACCACAUUAGCUAUAGUGAUGUUUUAUUCGUUUUUGAUCUACGGCAAUCAUCACCCUAGUAUUCGUACUAAGCAACAAAGAAUUAGCGUGUUGAAAAAGGCAAUCUUUAAUUAUGCUAUUGCUACGAUAUGGUGGGUUCUUUUCACACAGUGGUGCUUUGGCUUGCCACUCAUGGAUAAGGUAUUUGUUUGGACAGGUGGCAAAUGUACUGGAAUAGCUCAGGAGAAAUUGGCAAACCACAUUCCGUCAUAUGGAACUUCGAGCAUAUUCACGGAGAUAGAGUCUGGUUUGAACUACGAAUCGAGGGCCAUAACGUCCUAUAUGUGCAGAAAAUUAAAAGGUAGCUGGGAAGGUGGCCAUGAUCCUUCGGGUCACGUCUUUUUACUUAUCCACUCGUCGUUAUAUUUGUUUUUAGAAGCAAUACCGUUCUGGAGUUCGUGGGCUACAUUAAAGCAUCAUUUGUGCCAAUUUAUAAGAAGUUGGAGACUGGCUACUGCUAGCAAAUCUCAAUUGCUCAUGGGUCUUUUUGCACAGGAUCCCCACACCGUUAUAAUCCCAUUGAUCUCUUUGUGGUGGUUCAUGCUAUUCAUGACUAACAUAUACUUCCAUUCGAUCGGUGAAAAGCUUGUGGGACUUGUUUUUGGUUACAUUGGACUUUCAGUCGUCUACUACAUUCCUAGAUGGUUAUAA
Molecule: messenger RNA, 942 nt
Organism: Debaryomyces fabryi
Lineage: Eukaryota; Fungi; Ascomycota; Pichiomycetes; Serinales; Debaryomycetaceae
Exons: 1
Coding region: 1-942 (313 amino acids)
Biological process (GO): lipid droplet organization; phospholipid biosynthetic process; lipid storage
Cellular component (GO): endoplasmic reticulum membrane
Source: RefSeq, a predicted model, not a curated record